AAGCACCUUGUUUUUGCAAAAAUCCCGGAACCUGUGACCGCGGACCGAAUCGUUCUGGGCCCCAUGGCCGCAUCUUGGAAGCGUCUCAACUCAAAGCCGUGCCUGCUGAAACAAUGAGACAUUUUCACAGGCAUCAAACGUGCCACAAUGAGUUUCGGAAGGAGAGGAACAAUGAAGCCUCGCUCUUCCUUUAGCAAAGCCUCAGUCGGAUGGAUGCUCAGCCGCUCGAUGCUCAGCCGCUCGGCCGGCUCCGCGGCCCCGAGGUCCCAGGGUCCCCAGAGCGACGGCUCGUCGUCACUAUACGCAGACACGCGGGGCAUCGUGGCUCAAAACAAACCUCGUGUUAACCUAUCUCCAAAAUCUAAGAACCACUCGUACGUACGCUACCGCCCAGCCACGCACGCCAAAGAUCCAGGAGCAGGUUGCCAUUCCGCGGCCCGACCCCAUGCGCUGGCUGACGAGGACUGGGCCUGCACAUGCGCGCGUGCCGUGCGUAAAAAUGCCCUUUUUGGGGGAUUGUUUGCAUAGAAGUGCCUCAGCCGGCGAUUUCCAUGCUCGAUUUCGAGAACCGCGCCCUUGCGUCACCCCCUCCGCGGGUCACCUCCUCCAAGCGUGCAUGCGA
Metschnikowia bicuspidata var. bicuspidata NRRL YB-4993 is the source of this 622-nucleotide messenger RNA. RefSeq lists its product as uncharacterized. The coding region runs from base 148 to 528 and encodes 126 amino acids. The record is from RefSeq and is a predicted model, not a curated record. NCBI's taxonomy places the organism in Eukaryota, Fungi, Ascomycota, Pichiomycetes, Serinales, Metschnikowiaceae. The transcript has a single exon.